AUGGGUUCUUGUUCUUCGAUUCAAAGAAAACCCAACACGGAUAACAAUAACAUGAAGCUGAAAGUUUCAUUUUUUGGAUCCAAAACCGAGAAGCUUGUGAUUCCUUCAUCACCCAUUAAGGAACAAACCAAAAAUGGUGACUUUAAGAAGUCACCUUCUAAGUCAACGACCAAUUUCAUUAACUAUGGUAGUAAAGAGGAAACAUUUUUUGAUUCCAAACCUUGGAUUGAUUCAGAUUGUGAAGAUGAUUUCUAUAGUGUCAAUGGUGGAAAGUCUAUAUUUUUUUAUGUAGACUUUACACCGUCUCGUGGCAAUACUCCGAUUCACCAUGCUUUUGCGACGCCUGGUGUGAACAAAUCCUUGAUUGAGAAUAGAACUUCCCCUUCUCCAUCUGAAUCAUCACCGGAAAAGAAAAAGAAACUUUUAGAGCUAUUUAAAGAUAGUGUGAAAGAAAAUCAAGAUGAUGAGAGUAAAGAAAAGAGACAAGUGAAACCAACUAUACAAGAUGUUCUACCUCAAUCAUCACACUCGACUCCUUCUUGCUCAAGAGCUAACUCUGUUAGCAGUGGUGAAGGAGUUAAGAACAAUGAUUAUGUAUUGGUUAGAGAGAAAUCACAUAAAUCUUCGUUGUUUUGUAUUCCGAGUUUGUCUUCGUGCCGUAGCUCUAGGGAGAGGAGGAGGAAGACAAGUCCUGCAAUUGCAGUUGAUGGUAAACAAUGA
Vicia faba (fava bean) is the source of this 720-nucleotide messenger RNA. NCBI's taxonomy places the organism in Eukaryota, Viridiplantae, Streptophyta, Magnoliopsida, Fabales, Fabaceae. The record is from the annotation of a GenBank genome assembly.